AUGAGCGAUCCUGAUAAGAAAGAGGACGCUCCCGUUCCUGCCUGGCAGCAACAGCAACCCAAUGAUGGCUCCACUCUAGACCAUGCUCGCCUCUUCCUUCAAGACGAGGAGGUCCGCCAGGCCAGUCGCGAGAAGAAGAUAACAUUUUUGCGCAGCAAGGGAGUUUCCGAUGCCGACAUUGAAACACUGCUGGGGGAUGAUGAGAGCAGUAGUGGUACUAGCAGCACCAGCCAUACCACGGCAGCUACACCGGCAUCACAAGAAGAAGCUACAGCACCGCAAUCGCAACCACAACCGCAACCUCAAUCACAAAUACAGCAGCAGCAACAGCAGCAGCAGCCAUUGCAACAACAAUCACAACCAGCCCAGAAGUCCGACCAGCCGCCGAUAGUAACCUACCCCGAGUUCCUCACCAAACCCCCGCGGCCACCCCCUCUCAUAACCGCCACCACCUUCCUCAAUACAGCCUCCGCCUUUGCCGGCCUAGCCACCCUCAUCAUCGGCACGUCCAAGUACGUGCUGUCCCCGAUGGUCGAGUCCCUGACCGACGCCCGCAUCGACCUGCACCGCACUGCCUCGGGCGGUCUGAGCCGCAGCAUCGAGAAGCUUGAGAGCAUCGUGUCCGAGGUCCCACCCCUACCGGUCGCCAGCGCGCAGGACAAGACGGGCCGGGCAGCAAAGAGGACGGAAGACCACGACGCGGCGAGCAGCGACGGCGGCGACCCGACGGAGCUCUUCCACCGCGACGUGGGCGUGCAGACCUCUCCGCCGCAGACACCCUCCGCCACGGCGACGCAAAAGCCCUCGUCCAUCGAGUCCCAAGCGACCCGGCUCGCCAAGCUGACGGCGUCUGUGCGCGAGAUGUCGGCCUCGUACGCCACCACGGCCGAGACGCACGAGUCGACCAGCGCCGUGCUCGGCAAUCUGGCCGCCGACGUCGACAAGCUCAGGACGCCCGUGGCCACCAGGCCGGCGGGGACCGUCUAUUACCGCGCCUUUUCCGAGCCCGACGACCAGGUCAAGGCCGUUAAGCAGAGCAUCAGAGGCGUCAAGGGCGUCUUGCUCAGCGCCAGGAGCUUCCCGCCUCCGCAGGGGUCUACGGUGCGGUGA
Pyricularia pennisetigena is the source of this 1110-nucleotide messenger RNA. RefSeq lists its product as uncharacterized. NCBI's taxonomy places the organism in Eukaryota, Fungi, Ascomycota, Sordariomycetes, Magnaporthales, Pyriculariaceae. The record is from RefSeq and is a predicted model, not a curated record. The transcript is spliced from 2 exons. Gene Ontology annotation, biological process: protein import into peroxisome matrix, docking. Gene Ontology annotation, cellular component: peroxisomal importomer complex; peroxisomal membrane. The coding region runs from base 1 to 1110 and encodes 369 amino acids. Gene Ontology annotation, molecular function: signaling receptor binding.